Messenger RNA from Sugiyamaella lignohabitans, 1257 nucleotides. RefSeq names its product Sil1p (gene SIL1). NCBI's taxonomy places the organism in Eukaryota, Fungi, Ascomycota, Dipodascomycetes, Dipodascales, Trichomonascaceae. The record is from RefSeq and is a predicted model, not a curated record. The transcript has a single exon. Gene Ontology annotation, molecular function: adenyl-nucleotide exchange factor activity. Gene Ontology annotation, cellular component: endoplasmic reticulum. Bases 1 to 1257 code for a protein of 418 amino acids.
AUGAAAAUUAGCAUUAUACUCACAAUAAUUUACGCAUCACACCGAUUGAUAUCGAGAGCUUCUGGAGAAUUCGUUCCCACCAAUGAGUGGCAAAUAGUAGAAGAAGGUGAACAAAUCCCUCCAGGGUUACAUGUAAGGCUAAAUUUUAACACAGGAGUACGGGAGGCCAAGCUGUUAUCUCCAGAAGAUGAAACGGACGAUACAGACGAUGGGUUAGUGGUAGUGAUUCCGAAUAGUGAUGUUGCUGAAGAUGAUGAGAAAAGUGAUUUAGAAGAAUAUUUUGAGGAGUUGAAGUUGUCUGCGAACACACCUCCUGAGUUGAGUCAAGCAAUACAACAUAUCAAAUCUCAACUGAUGUUGCAGCAUGACCUAUUGCAGAAUUUAGCGGAUCUAGCCCAUGAUAUUGAAUAUGGUACCAUUCUUGUUAACAGCGCACUUCCAGAGCUAGUCAAUAUUAUUCUAAACCGAGAUCAACACGAUGUCGAAUUUCGAAAUACUGCAGCACGAGCGUUGGGAGCUUCGUUGCGAAACAACCCUGAUUCUCUUAAAGUCGCCCUCGGCUCCAAAGCUCAUGUUGUUCCCAGACUACUAAAGGGUCUGCAGGUUGAGUCAGAUUUAAAUGUUCAAUCUCGAUUACUGUAUGUAAUUUCAGCGUGUCUUGACGACGAUCGAGGCUUGGAGCAAUAUAUUCAAUCAAAUGGAGGAGAUAUUAUUAGAAAAUUAUUUCAGUCUCGAGGGGAAGCAGCAGCAUCACAACCUGGAUAUUUGACAUUUCAGAGGAAAUGCUGUGAUCUUAUCCAGGAUCAACUAAUUAAUAGAGAUGACUCCAGAAACAAAUUUCAAGAACAAAGAGAAGAUGAACUGAAAAAAUGGGCUAGUAUUCUUCAGCAAUCUUUGAUUGACCAUUCAGAUGACCAUAGUAUUGAGGUUAAAUAUAAGCUGUUUCAGACUUUGGUUAAUAUCAAGGAGAUCCCCGCGUUAUCAAUUUCAAUUGAAGACAAGUUUUUGAGCUGGCUUGCAGAAGAGAAUAAUUCACAAAUUGCUCAGCACAAAAGGGGAAAAGUAGCUAGUGGUACAAUUAGACUGCAAUCGAAUGAUGAUACAACGGCUCAAGAAGGAUUAUCUCCGACAGGUGAGGACUCCGACUCUGAAUACCUCUCAAUCGAGGAGAAGUACCAUCAUGAACUUAAACGAGCCCGUCAUCUGGUUUUCGGCAACCCCAAAGCGCAUCGUAACCAUUUGGGUGAUGAUCUUUGA